CGGAGUACAUUCUACUGCGCGAUGCAUCGGCCGCUUCUUGUACGCCCGGCUGACUACUUCCUGCACGUUUACCGGAGCUUGCCGACGGUCGUUCGUCUGGUAUCGUCAGAGUCCAACGCACAGACCUGGCUUUCAUCUGUAGUUUCUAACCGCUCCCUCAAUCUAUCAAGGUAGUACAUAUGCUUUUGGGACUUGCGACGAUGGAUGUAAGCACAGCCGACGUGGGCCUCCAAGACCCCUCAGCAGAGCUCACUAGGCAGCAUCAGCCUAGCUCAAUCAUCGCAACCUCAGUAAAAAAACACGUCACCUCCUUGUCAGUCCCAUCUUCAAAACUGCAGGGCUAGAAAACACCAUGCGACUUAUUGACGCCACAACACUUGAGCUACGGCUCUUCAUGGACGAGUCUCUGAUACCGCCGUAUGCCAUUCUAUCACACACCUGGGGCGAGGACGAAGUCACCCUCCAGCAGUUUACAGACCAGUCACUGCCAGACGAUGCGAUGUUGAAAAGCAGCCGCGGCUACUGGAAGAUUCUGAAAGCCUGUCAGCAAGCACUGAGCGACCGUCUAUCGCUAGUGUGGGUGGAUACUUGCUGCAUCGACAAGACAUCUUCUGCAGAGCUGAGCGAAGCCAUCAACAGCAUGUUCCGGUGGUAUGAACAAGCGGCGGAGUGUUACGCCUAUCUUGAUGAUAUCAAUAUGGAUUCGGAAGCCUGGGCUGACGGCCUCAUGUCCAAUGACGACAAGGAACAGCUGGCCAGGUCGCGAUGGUUCACUCGAGGAUGGACGUUACAAGAAUUACUAGCUCCAAAGGAGAUACGGUUCUACGGAACACAGUGGAGAUAUAUUGGCAGGAAGAGCUCGUUGUGUGUGGAACUGGGGUGCAUCACUGGUAUCAACGCAAACGUGCUUUCAGGUAAAAGCGACAUGAGAGACGAGAGUAUCGCAAAGCGAAUGAGCUGGAUGGCCGGGCGCAACACGACACGAAUAGAAGACAUGGCAUAUUCCCUGAUGGGCAUCUUCGACAUCAACAUGACGCAAAUGUAUGGUGAAGGGAAAAAGGCCUUUGUUCGUCUUCAGGAAGACAUCAUGAGGUUUUCCGCAGAUCAAAGCCUGUUCGCAUGGGAAGAACCCCUUCCACACUCUCAUGGAAUGCCUACCUCGGUAUUUGCGAGUCACCCAAGACAAUUCGCCGCUUCAAGCGGGAUAAUCAACCGCAGAUUUGACGACGAAUUUAGGCUGCCAGAGGACUAUUUGUGUACAAACCGCGGCGUCAAGAUCAAGCUCCGCAUCCGAAAACCGACUGAUUCCUGGGGUGGAGUAGCACGCAGCGAAGACGAUUACUUGGCCGUGCUCGACUGCUGCUACGAAGACCUGAGACUUGAGAGCUGCUGGCCUGCCAUUACAAUCAGACCACUCAAAGGGCCCAAAGGACUGUACAUUCGUGUUGGAGGCCCAGAAAUCCUCCCUGUCGCUUUUGGCGAUGUCAGCGACACCCAAAAGCAAAUGGGCGUCAUCUCUGUUGGCGAUAUAGAUGACGGAGAAUGGGUUUAUCUUCGGGCAAAGGUUCCUGGCUGGGCAGCUCGCUGAACAUGUGGGAAGUUGCGAAAGGUUGAAGUCGGAUACGAGAAAGCUGUGUUGGAUACAUAGCGGCAAAGAACACGUUUCGAGCAGCACUCCCAGUUUGUCGAUGACGAUACGAUUUGAACUAAGUAAUAAUGAACAAGA
This is a messenger RNA of Alternaria rosae, 1726 nucleotides long. RefSeq names its product HET domain-containing protein. The record is from RefSeq and is a predicted model, not a curated record. Lineage: Eukaryota; Fungi; Ascomycota; Dothideomycetes; Pleosporales; Pleosporaceae. The coding region runs from base 353 to 1588 and encodes 411 amino acids. The transcript has a single exon.